This is a messenger RNA of Rubroshorea leprosula, 717 nucleotides long. NCBI's taxonomy places the organism in Eukaryota, Viridiplantae, Streptophyta, Magnoliopsida, Malvales, Dipterocarpaceae. The record is from the annotation of a GenBank genome assembly.
GGUAAGUGAUAAAUCGUCUGUUGCUAAGUUACUAAAUUAUCAUUGACUUGUUACAUGACAAGCAUGCCACAUAAUAUUUUGGCUGGAAUCCUCAAUGCUUAAAUAUGAAGGCUUUUCUUUAUUUUGUAAGGGUUCCAUGUGUGAAGAAAGGUGGGAUCAGAUUCACCAUCAAUGGCCAUUCCUACUUCAACUUGGUGCUGAUAACCAAUGUGGGCGGAGCAGGAGAUAUCACAGCGGUGUCCAUCAAGGGGUCUCGGACAGGGUGGCAACCCAUGUCCAGGAACUGGGGCCAAAACUGGCAGAGCAAUUCCUAUGUUAACGGCCAAAGCCUCUCCUUCAAAAUCACCACCAGUGAUGGCCGGACAAUGAACCAGUACAAUGUUGUCCCUGCUGGCUGGCAAUUUGGGCAGACUUUUGAAGGUGACCAAUUCUAGAAAAUUGUCGAGAAUCGAUUGAUUUGGAAGAUUGGAGACACAUGAGGAGUUUACGCUGAGGUAGCAACGCGGCACCCGCUAGGCUUUGUGUGAAAUCAGUAUAUAAAUUAAACACCAAAAUUUGUGUGUGGGUGAUUAAAAAUAAGUCAAUUGUUUGAACAUGGUAACAUGGUCUCUCUUUUUUUCUAAUUUAUUUUAAAUUUGUGCUAAGCUAAUUAAGGGGUUAAUUCCCAACUUAUAAGUUACUAUGAUUUCCUAUUAUCAAGAAAAAGCGAAAGUUUCA